AUGACCAUCCCCUCUACCCCCGGCUCGAUCACGGUCCGUUUGAGCAAUGUGUCCAGUCUCUCCUCCCCGAGCAAGAAGCGUCUGAUCCAGUCAGUUGCCCACGAUAUCGGCGCGGCGUUCAUCACCAUCGCACAGCUAGCCCAGGCAGGCCACCUCACCCCUACGCAGACGGCGCCGAUCAACGACGUGAUCAAAAUCAUCCGCGACACCGACCUGGCGCAGCGGCGCAGUCUGGAGCGCCGCGUCGCGCGGUACGAGCGGCGAGAACACCGGUGGCGGGUGCAGCGCCGCUGGAUGCAGCGCGAGUUCGGCCGGCUGGUCAAACGGGCAGAGGAGGUGUCAGAGCGAUGGAGAGAGAGAGUGCAGCGGGCGGAAGAGGCCAUGAAACUGUUUAGUCCAUCUCCAUCACGUCCAGAGGACUUUUCACUGGUUCCAGCGGUUCAAGGAUGA
Messenger RNA from Penicilliopsis zonata CBS 506.65, 450 nucleotides. RefSeq lists its product as hypothetical. Bases 1 to 450 code for a protein of 149 amino acids. Lineage: Eukaryota; Fungi; Ascomycota; Eurotiomycetes; Eurotiales; Aspergillaceae. The transcript has a single exon. The record is from RefSeq and is a predicted model, not a curated record.